Messenger RNA from Elaeis guineensis (African oil palm), 2296 nucleotides. Its product is annotated as calcium-dependent protein kinase 10. NCBI's taxonomy places the organism in Eukaryota, Viridiplantae, Streptophyta, Magnoliopsida, Arecales, Arecaceae. Gene Ontology annotation, molecular function: ATP binding; calcium ion binding; protein kinase activity. Gene Ontology annotation, biological process: protein phosphorylation. The record is from RefSeq and is a predicted model, not a curated record.
AUGGGGAAUUGGUGCUCGUGCUUGGGGGGGAGCGUAGAGGACGAGGAAGAGCGGCGGCGGCGGAGGAAGCGGAAGCGGGAGAAGCGGCGGCGACCGAACCCCUUCUCCGAGGACCCUGUGGGCUCGCCCUCGCCGAUCCAGGUCCUCAAGGACGUGGUUCCCCUCGGACACCACCGGAGCCGGAUCGGCGACAAGUACGUCCUCGGCCGCGAGCUCGGCCGCGGCGAGUUCGGGGUCACCUACUUGUGUACGGACAAGGAGACGAGGGAGCACCUGGCGUGCAAGUCGAUCUCGAAGCGGAAGCUCCGGACGGCGGUGGACGUGGAGGACGUCCGGCGGGAGGUGGCGAUCAUGUCGACGCUUCCGGACCACUCAAACGUCGUCCGGCUCCGCGCCGCCUACGAGGACGCCGAGGCGGUGCACCUCGUGAUGGAGCUCUGCGAGGGCGGGGAGCUCUUCGAUCGGAUCGUGGCGAGGGGGCACUACAGCGAGCGCGCGGCGGCUGCGGUCGCCCGGACGGUGGCGGAGGUCGUGAAGAUGUGCCAUGAGAAUGGGGUCAUGCACCGGGACCUCAAGCCGGAGAAUUUCCUCUACGCUAAUAAGAAGGAGAACUCGCCGCUUAAGGCCAUCGAUUUCGGCCUCUCCAUCUUCUUCCGGCCAGGGGAGAGGUUUUCUGAGAUCGUGGGGAGCCCCUACUACAUGGCGCCGGAGGUGUUGAAGAGGAACUAUGGGCCGGAGGUGGAUAUUUGGAGCGCCGGGGUGAUCUUGUAUAUCUUGCUGUGUGGAGUUCCGCCAUUCUGGGCUGAGACUGAGCAGGGGGUUGCCCAGGCGAUUCUCCGAGGGGUGAUAGAUUUCCAAAGGGAGCCAUGGCCUCAAGUUUCAGAUAGUGCAAGGAGUCUUGUUAGGCAGAUGCUAGAGCCGGAUCCAAGGCGGCGGUUAACCGCUCAGCAAGUGCUUGAACAUCCAUGGCUGCAAAAUGCAAAGAAAGCUCCAAAUGUUCCAUUGGGAGAUAUUGUAAGAGCAAGGCUUAAACAGUUUUCGGUAAUGAACAGAUUCAAGAAGAAAGUCAUGCGGGUGAUUGCCGAGCACUUGUCAAUUGAAGAAGUAGAGGUCAUACGAGAGAUGUUUAAGCUAAUGGACACAGAUAACAAUGGAAAGGUAACAUUUGAAGAAUUAAAAGCUGGCCUUCAAAAGGUUGGUUCUCAACUGGCUGAACCAGAGAUGAAGAUGUUGAUGGAUGCGGCUGAUGUUGAUGGAAAUGGUGUGUUGGACUAUGGAGAGUUUGUGGCUGUUAUUAUUCACUUGCAAAGGUUAUCGAACGAUGGGCAUCUUCGAAGAGCAUUUGUUUUCUUUGAUAAAGAUGGCAGUGGAUAUAUUGAACUUGAUGAGUUGAGGGAAGCCUUAACAGAUGACUCUGGUCAAACAGAUACUGAAGUAGUUUAUGACAUUUUACGGGAGGUCGAUACAGAUAAGGAUGGUCGUAUAAGUUACGAGGAGUUUGUUGCUAUGAUGAAAGCUGGCACUGACUGGAGAAAAGCAUCUCGUCAAUAUUCGAGGGAGAGGUUUAAAAGCCUGAGCAUCAAUCUCAUGAAGGAUGGCUCUCUGGCUAUGGCCAAUUAAUCCUGCGGUUGAUCUGCCCAACCAUGUCAUAAUUUGCCGGAGGAGGAAAUAUUACUUUUUGGUUGGCGUACAAUUAAAAUGGUCCUGGAGAAUGAUAGCUGAACUAGGUUUUGUUAGGUGUUUUUCAUGGCCAAGGCAGUGCAAUUUCGGGUUUCUUUUGGGCCUAGGACUUGGGAUUACCUUUGAAGAGCUGCAGUUCAGAUUCUCUCUGUAUCACUUGCUGUUGUAGAGUUGUUUCUUUCUUCUAUCUGACCAUGCGAGUUGUUUUUCCUUCUUUUUUUUUUUUUUUUUGUUGAUGUUGCGCACGUAUGUUGUCCCUUUUAGAUGACAAGUACUGAUAGGACAUUUGGGGGUUUGUGAGCUGAGCUUUGAAAACCGUCAAUUGCUUGUAAUUAUGGUGGGUAGAGAAGCACAGAAAGAAAAUCGAGUGAUGCUGCUCUAGAAGUUGAGUUGUUAGGACAUUUGCCUCUGUUUCAGUCAUCGCCACAUAGACCUUGACAUUUCUUGUUCUCAUGAUCAUGCGCACUUUCGCUCAGAGUUCGUACUUCCUUUUUAAUUAAACAUUUGGUGGUGUCUGGUUUUCAAACCUGGUACAGCAAACAAUUUAAGAUGUAACUGUAUUGCUGCUGUAGCUUGGAGCUUGGAUGGGAGUAUCAUUUGCCCCCAUGCUUCAUUU